GGCAGAGAAGGAGGAGUGAGCCAAAAAGAGGGGAAGGCGACGGGAAGCGAGGGGAGAGAGAAAGACUCCGACAAGAAAGCAGCAGCGGGGAGCAGCAGCUUCCGAAGUUGGGAAAGGCCCGGGGGAGGGAAGAAGGACAAGGCACUUUGCAGCAAAGGUAGCCAUGUCCGCCAAAGCAAUUUCGGAGCAGACGGGGAAGGAAUUCUUGUACAAAUACAUCUGCACGUCCUCAGCCAUCCAGAACCGCUUCAGAUAUGCCAGAGUGACUCCUGAUACCGACUGGGAUCGGCUAAUCCAAGAUCACCCCUGGCUCCUGACUGAGCGUCUCGUGGUGAAGCCUGAUCAGCUGAUAAAGCGGCGUGGCAAACUUGGCUUGGUGGGGGUGAAUCUUGACCUGGAACAGGUGAAGGCCUGGCUGAAGCCGCGUCUCGGACAUGAAACCACAAUUGCCAAAGCUAAGGGCAUCCUAAAGAACUUCUUGAUAGAGCCUUUUGUUCCACACAAACAGGCGGAGGAAUUCUACGUGUGCAUUUACGCAGCCCGCGAGGGAGACUACGUGCUGUUCUACCACGAGGGCGGUGUGGAUGUGGGGGAUGUUGACACUAAGGCUCAGAAGCUGCUGGUGCGCGUGGACGAGAAGUUGGACGAGCCCAGUGUCAAGAAGCAUCUACUGGCACAUGCCCCGCCGAACAAGAGAGAUGUCUUGGCGAGCUUCAUCUCUGGCCUCUUCAAUCUUUACGAAGACUUAUAUUUUACGUACCUGGAAAUCAAUCCGCUAGUUGUAACCGCAGAUGGCGUUUAUGUUCUUGACCUUGCUGCGAAGAUCGACGCAACGGCCGACUAUAUCUGCAAAGUGAAAUGGGGCGAUGUGGAUUUCCCCCCUCCCUUUGGAAGAGAAGCUUAUCCAGAGGAAGCCUAUAUCGCUGACCUUGACGCCAAGAGUGGAGCCAGCCUAAAGUUGACCAUCUUGAAUCCCAAAGGCAGAAUAUGGACCAUGGUGGCUGGAGGCGGCGCCUCUGUAGUGUACAGUGACACCAUCUGUGACCUUGGUGGGGUGAACGAACUCGCCAACUAUGGCGAAUAUUCCGGAGCUCCCAGUGAACAGCAGACCUACGACUAUGCCAAGACUAUCCUCUCCCUCAUGACACGGGAAAAGCACCCAGAAGGCAAAAUCCUGAUCAUCGGAGGGAGCAUUGCUAACUUUACCAACGUGGCUGCCACCUUUAAGGGCAUUGUGAGGGCUAUUAAAGAUUAUCAGGGCCCUCUGAAAGAGCAUGAGGUCAGGAUUUUCGUGAGGAGAGGAGGCCCAAACUACCAGGAGGGCUUACGAGUCAUGGGGGAAGUAGGGAAAACUACUGGCAUUCCUAUCCACGUCUUUGGUACGGAGACCCACAUGACUGCCAUUGUCGGCAUGGCACUGGGACACCGGCCCAUCCCAAACCAGCCUCCCACGGCAGCCCACACGGCAAACUUCCUCCUCAACGCCAGCGGCAGCUCCUCGACCCCAGCAACAAGCAGAACGGCAUCUUUUUCUGAGUGCAGACCAGACGAUCUGGCUCCGGCAAAGAAGGCAAAGCAGACAACGCUUUCUGAUGCGUCCCCACCUCCAAGACCUGUUCAAGGUAAAGCCACCACCUUGUUCAGCCGCCACACCAAGGCGAUCGUCUGGGGGAUGCAGACCCGGGCUGUGCAAGGCAUGCUGGACUUCGACUACGUCUGCUCCAGAGAUGAGCCUUCAGUGGCUGCCAUGGUUUAUCCAUUCACUGGGGACCACAAACAGAAGUUCUACUGGGGCCACAAGGAGAUACUCAUCCCUGUCUUCAAGAACAUGGCAGACGCCAUGAAGAAGCACCCGGAAGUGGAUGUGCUGAUCAACUUUGCAUCCCUCCGCUCGGCCUAUGACAGCACUGUGGAGACCAUGAACCACCCGCAGAUCCGCACUGUGGCCAUCAUUGCAGAAGGCAUCCCAGAGGCGCUAACUCGCCGGUUGAUCAAGAUGGCAGACGAGAAAGGCGUCACCAUUAUCGGGCCUGCAACGGUAGGUGGAAUCAAGCCCGGCUGCUUCAAGAUCGGAAACACAGGUGGAAUGCUAGAUAACAUCUUGGCAUCUAAGCUGUACCGCCCCGGAAGUGUAGCUUAUGUCUCCCGCUCAGGAGGGAUGUCCAAUGAACUUAACAACAUCAUCUCCAGGACCACAGACGGCGUCUUUGAAGGGGUGGCCAUUGGUGGGGAUAGAUACCCUGGCUCCACUUUCAUGGACCACGUUUUACGCUACCAAGACACGCCUGGGGUGAAGAUGAUAGUGGUGUUAGGAGAAAUUGGAGGAACGGAGGAGUACAAGAUCUGUAGGGGUGUUAAAGAAGGCCGGAUCACUAAGCCUGUUGUCUGCUGGUGCAUUGGGACCUGUGCCACGAUGUUCUCUUCAGAGGUGCAGUUUGGCCAUGCCGGAGCUUGUGCCAAUCAGGCAUCUGAAACCGCAGUGGCCAAGAACCAAGCUCUGAAGGAAGUGGGCGUUUUUGUACCGCAUAGUUUUGACGAGCUGGGCGAUGUGAUUCAGUCAGUGUACGAAGACCUGGUUUCCAAGGGAGUGAUUGAACCAGCCCAGGAAGUGCCUCCCCCUACUGUGCCAAUGGAUUACUCGUGGGCAAGGGAGCUUGGUUUGAUUCGGAAGCCAGCUUCUUUCAUGACUAGCAUCUGUGAUGAACGGGGCCAGGAACUGAUCUACGCCGGCAUGCCCAUCACUGAAGUCUUCAAGGAAGAAAUGGGAAUUGGGGGUGUUCUGGGCUUAUUGUGGUUCCAGAGAAGGUUGCCCAAAUACGCCUGCCACUUCAUAGAGAUGUGCUUGAUGGUGACGGCAGAUCACGGCCCAGCGGUGUCAGGAGCUCAUAACACUAUUGUCUGUGCAAGAGCUGGGAAGGACCUCGUAUCCAGCCUCACCUCGGGCCUGCUCACAAUCGGCGAUAGGUUUGGCGGUGCUCUGGAUGCAGCGGCAAAGAUGUUCAGCAAAGCAUUUGACAGCGGCAUCAUCCCCAUGGAGUUUGUGAACAAGAUGAAGAAAGAAGGGAAGCUGAUUAUGGGCAUUGGGCACCGGGUCAAAUCGAUCAAUAACCCAGAUAUGAGAGUUCAGAUCCUCAAGGAUUACGUGAAGCAACAUUUCCCUGCGACACCUCUACUAGACUAUGCACUGGAAGUGGAAAAAAUUACGACUUCCAAGAAACCCAACCUCAUCCUCAAUGUUGAUGGGUUCAUUGGUGUGGCCUUUGUUGAUGUGCUCAGGAACUGUGGCUCCUUCACACGGGAAGAAGCUGACGAAUAUAUUGACAUUGGUGCCCUCAAUGGCAUUUUUGUGCUUGGUAGAAGUAUGGGGUUCAUAGGGCAUUACCUGGACCAGAAGAGGUUGAAGCAGGGUUUGUACCGUCACCCUUGGGACGACAUCUCCUAUGUUUUGCCGGAACAUAUGACCAUGUGACAACAACAGGGAGCGAAAUGAGUUGCCUUUAUGGAAGGCCAGUAUAGGCAUGAUUGUACUAUAUGUCCCGGCUGCCGAUGUAUAGGAAAACGAGGACUGGCUGGGCUGAAAUUCUAUACAAGGCAGAUUUUUAUAGCCCUAGAAGUGGAUUCUAUUAAAAAAAAAAGAUAAACCAAAACCCUUCGCUAUUUCCUGCUGUAUUUAAUAUAUAUAAGCAGUUGCACUGUCUUGCUUGUUCUGUGUUUUUAUUUUUCUCCCCUCUGCUUUCUGACCAAGUUUUAAUGUUUUUAUUUUGAUCCAUGACCUCAUUAGACUUGAAGAACCAGGGAGUCAUGACUCCUGAAUUACCAAACCCUUGAAGAAUGUUGUCCUCACAAGCUGUAUAAUUUUGUGGUACAUUUGUCCUUUUUUGUCUUCUGUGUGUUCAUCUGCACAGUCUGAUUGUAUUUCUAGUCGGGGGGGACUACUGCUGAUUUAAUAAGCCAUUCCAAGUCGGGUGUAGUCAUUUUAAAAUGUAAACUGGUGAUAUAAGCUGUUCUUCAAAACUGUGAAAUCUGCGAGUAUUCCAGUUUCUGUAUUUAUGCAGCUAAUGUUUUUACUUAUCAUAAAAUAAAACCUAGAUCUACGAUUCUUGCAAAGACUGACCUGUCAGUCACCUUACAAGAUACACCAUUUCUCGGCCCUUAACUUAUAUUCACAACAGUAUUCAGUGCUCUGUCUCUGUAUCAUAUAACCUGUCUCAAAUAAAUAGUACAAUAAUAA
Messenger RNA from Podarcis raffonei (Aeolian wall lizard), 4231 nucleotides. It is a transcript of the gene ACLY, whose product is annotated as ATP citrate lyase. Gene Ontology annotation, biological process: fatty acid biosynthetic process; citrate metabolic process; acetyl-CoA biosynthetic process. The record is from RefSeq and is a predicted model, not a curated record. Lineage: Eukaryota; Metazoa; Chordata; Lepidosauria; Squamata; Lacertidae. The coding region runs from base 164 to 3469 and encodes 1101 amino acids. The transcript is spliced from 29 exons. Gene Ontology annotation, molecular function: ATP citrate synthase activity. Gene Ontology annotation, cellular component: cytosol.